GACGCGUUUGGUUUGGCUAGUUGUAUACGCCGACAUCGUCAAAACGUAUACAUAUCGCACGUGCUUUUCAAGAUUAGUACCCAAACGCUGCGAGAAAGAAGGGCUUAACCCUAGCCCUCAUUCUUUGCGAUUGUUUACAGAAACUUCAAUUCAAUUCCAAUUCCAAUUCCAAUUCCGCUUUCACCGAAACCCUACCCCUAGCAAUCGAAGAAGAAUGCUUCUAUCUCCGGGUCAGUCUCCGCGCCAUCUCUCAUCCCCUUCACCUUCCACAGUUUCCGAAAAUGCCGUCCGAAGCGCUGAUCGUACGCCCCCAACCUCGCAGACAAACCCUAGAAGCCAACCCGCGGUCCUCGACGAAGACACCUACGUCGCUGCCAUCGAGCAGAUUAUCGAGCGGGACUUCUUCCCCGACAUCUCAAAGCUCAGGGACCGACUCGAUUGGCUCGAAGCGAUCAAGACGGGCGACCCAGUUCAAAUCCGCGAUGCGCAGUUAAAGAUCAUCGAGCGCCGUGCCAACAAGAAGGUAAGCAAACCGAACCCUGAUGGUAAAACCCAAACACCCGGUUCUACUUUCAUGCGUAAUUUCACUCCCUUCGAUGAAUUAGACGGUAAAACCCCGAGAACACCAGGUGUUUCGGGUAUGGUUAUAUCAGAUGAGGCUGGUGACGGAAGAGACGAUGAUGCUGGUGGCGGCGUCGACGAUUCUCUGACGCUGGACCAGUUUUUUAGGCGGUACACGAGUGAGGACAAUCAUAGUUUUUCGAAAAUUAUAGAGAAAGUGAAUAGGAAGAGGAAAGAACGAUUUGGGUAUUUGACUGAAGGUGAAAAGGAACAAGUUCAGGCAAUUGAGGAUUCUAAGAGGGAUAGGAUUACAGAUGGGUAUGGGACAUCCUAUCAGCCUCCCAGUACAUUGGAAGGUUGGAAAUAUACUGCAAAGAAUUUGUUGAUGUACCAUCCUACUGAUAGGGGUGAAGCUCCAUUGACAGAGGAGGAACUUGCUGUUAGGAUGAAGGCUUUGGAGAAGGAGAUUAGUCGUUCCAAUACAAGGUUUCAUGGUAAGAUGAUGGAUUGUAGGCCGAAAGAUGAUGGUACUUUGGAAGUACUUUAUACUCCUAUUGCUGGUGCAACCCCAAUGCCUAUGUUGGAUAGAGAUGGUGAUAAGUCAAAGAGGUAUGAUUUGGAUGAUUUGAGGAGAACUCCAAAUCCAUUCUAUGUAGAAUCGGCAAAGAAGGCUGAUAAUGGUUAUAGUUUUGUUAAGACUCCAUCACCUGCUCCUGGUGUUGAUGAAUCACCAUUCAUUACUUGGGGUGAAAUUGAAGGAACACCAUUGCGAUUGGAGCCUGAAGACACACCGAUAGAUAUUGGUGGUAGUGGUGAUGGUCCUCAUUAUAGGAUCCCAUGCCCACCUGCAAGAGAUGAGAAGGCUCAUUCACUGUCAAGGGACGCUGCACGAAAACUGAGGGAGAGGUCAAAAAUGUUUCAGAAGCCACCACUACCAUCUCCUGUUAGAGGGGGCAGUGCCAGUCCAAGCGUGCGGACUCUUUCACCUGCUGCCCAGAAGUUUGUAAGGAAUGCAAUUGCCAAGUCUUCAGCUUCUGUUGAUGAAACUCUUCGUGCCAGUUACCGGGGUGCAAGUUCGGGCCUUGCUACUCCAAAGGGUGGAAGAAGUGUGUCAAGGCUUGGGAGAGAUGGUAGUAUGUCUUCAAGGUCCCCUUCUGUACGAGAGGGUUCUAAUCCUCCUUGGUAAUUUGUAAUUUUAGCUAAUGUUACAUUAUCAUAAACAAUGCUCGUCAAGCAGUGAGCGAUCCUUUUGUUUAAAAGUAUAUGUAAAAAAAUUGAGCUGUCCCAUUGUUAAUAAGAUGAAAUUUGAGAUCUUAGAUUGCA
Messenger RNA from Ziziphus jujuba (common jujube), 1884 nucleotides. RefSeq lists its product as uncharacterized. Bases 215 to 1747 code for a protein of 510 amino acids. The record is from RefSeq and is a predicted model, not a curated record. Gene Ontology annotation, cellular component: catalytic step 2 spliceosome. The transcript has a single exon. NCBI's taxonomy places the organism in Eukaryota, Viridiplantae, Streptophyta, Magnoliopsida, Rosales, Rhamnaceae.